Messenger RNA from Populus nigra (black poplar), 3663 nucleotides. Its product is annotated as transcription termination factor MTERF2, chloroplastic-like. The transcript is spliced from 2 exons. Gene Ontology annotation, cellular component: chloroplast. Gene Ontology annotation, molecular function: double-stranded DNA binding. Gene Ontology annotation, biological process: chloroplast organization; regulation of DNA-templated transcription. Lineage: Eukaryota; Viridiplantae; Streptophyta; Magnoliopsida; Malpighiales; Salicaceae. The coding region runs from base 107 to 1267 and encodes 386 amino acids. The record is from RefSeq and is a predicted model, not a curated record.
AACCCUACUAGACCCGGCCCAUGAUAAUCCAGCUAAGCACUACACAUGCGCAGAGCUAAGCUAAUCGCUCCUCUUCUUUUCUGCCAGUCCCAUUGAAAGAUCGAAGAUGGCCGCCGCGAGGAACUUUAUAUCUUUGUUGCAAAGACGAUGUAUACAGACAUCUGCUGCUUCACUUUGUUCUAAUUCUUCUCCACUAUACACUAACUCGUCGUCUUCUUUAUCUUCAUCAUCAUCAUUUACAGUUCAGUUCCUCGUCAAUUCAUGCGGGCUUCCAUUAAAAUCCGCUCUUUCAGUUUCUAAAAAGUUCCAAAUCCAUGAAAAGGAACUCCAAAAUUCCCUUUCUGUACUUGAGUUCUUGAAAGCUCACGACUUUAACGAGACCCAGAUAGGCAGAUUGAUCGAAAAGUGGCCCCGUGUCCUCCUCUGCAGAGUAGAAAGCACCCUCAAGCUCAAGUUCGAUUUCCUCACUCAGAACGGUUUUGCGGGUCAGAUUCUGCCUCAGCUUAUCGUCUUAGUUCCGGCGAUUUUGAAUAGGAAGGUAGAUUCUUGUAUUAAGCCAUGCUUUGAGUUUUUGAAGUCCUUUCUUGACAACAAUGAGAAACUUUUAGCAGCUAUUAAGCGUUAUCCGUGGUAUUUUACCUUUAAUUUCAAUUCUGCUCUGAAACCAAAUACUGUUUUCUUGAUAAAAGAGGGAGUGCCUCAUGAUAGGGUUGCGAAACUGAUUUUGAUGUAUCCGAGAGCUUUACAGAUGAAACCUGAUAGGAUGGUCCGUGUAGUGAAUUCUGUUAAGAAUCUGGGCCUUGAACCAAAGGCUCCUGUGUUUGUACAUGCUCUUAGAGUGAUGAUAGGAAUGAGUGAAUCCACUUGGAAGAGGAAAAUUGAGUAUAUGAAGAGUUUGGGGUGGACUGAAGAUGAGGUUUUGCUGACCUUUAAACGAAAUCCAGAUAUACUGGCAUGCUCGGAGGACAAAAUCGGGAGGGCCAUGGAUUUCUUUGUGAAUACUGUGAGAUUAGGAUCACAAACUGUAGUUGCAAAUCCAGUUUUACUUCAGUACUCAAUUGAUAAAAGGGUUCGCCCGAGGUAUAAUGUUUUGAAGGUUUUGGAGUCAAAGAAUCUGAUUGAAGUGAACCAGAGGGUUUUUUGGUUGCUAACAACAAGAAGUGAGAUGAAAUUCCGGGAAAAUUAUGUUGCAAAGUAUGCAGAUAAAGUACCAGGCUUAUUGGAGAUAUAUCGCGGUACUGUGGAAGCAAAAAAGAUAGAUACUUGAUGCCAAUCGAGUGAGUUUUUACUUCGCUUCUGCAAUGCACCAAAUGGUGGUGGUCUAAUUUCCUUUAGAAAUAGUUUUGAUCUGCUAACCAAUUUACAUUCCUAAAUUUAUUGUUCUAACAUGUUGAUUUUGCAUGUAUAUCAUUUUGGAUAGUGGUUUCUUUAAGUUAAUCUCGUGGUGGUUUCUUUUUGUUUUUUUCUUUCUUCUGCUGCUUCUUUGGGUUUUUUUUUUUUCUCUCAUUCUGUUACCGGUCAAGUAAAGAUUUGAGGAGAAGUAAAGAAGAUAAGAAAGAAGAAACAUAAGUUGGGAAGAAGCAGGAGCUGAAAAAGAGAGGAGAAAAUUAGAGGAAUGGAACAAAAGUUUGUAUAAAAUAACGAAAACUAAACCUAAUAAUAAACCCAAAUAAAAUCCAAUAACGCUUGGAUGUGUUAAAUCUCUCAACUAAAGAGUGACGUGUUGGGUUAUUCUCCAUCAUCCCUGUCCAUAUAUUGAGAGGGUCUAGUGUCCCCACCACAUUCUCUCUUUGCCCUUGGAUCUUCUUUAGGCCUUUUUUGUCACUUGUUGCUUAAUGUUUGAACUUCGAACUUUGAUGAUGAACUGAACUCUGUUUUCCAGUCUUGAAAAGCUCUGCAGGUUAUACCUUAAUUAUUUCAUUCUGAAUUGGUGAUGUGAUUUUGUAUAAUACAUGGCCAUCGCUAUUGCUAAGAUUGUUUUCUCAGCAGAGUCAGCUUUCCACCAUGAGAUGUGUCCUUCAAGAUUAUGAAUUUUUUUACUUCUUUUUUUUUUUAUUUAAACCGAGCUAAAAAUGCAUUGAUGCAUUGAUAACCUCGAUUGCAUUUGGAAAUUUCCAAUUUUAGAUUUAUUUUUCUUUAGAAUGGAAUGUGAUUAAGAUGAUGAGAUUUCAAUGUUGGCCCAUUCAAGCACCACUCACUGUUUUUCAAGUGUAGAAAAGAGAAUCCAGAGUGAAAUGGAUUUCUUAUGCAUGUGAUUAACACCAGAAACUGUAAUUCGAAAUCCACUGCGGGUCUUCGAUAUUCAUUUAAUAAAAGAAUUGGUGCAAGUUACAAUGUUUUAAUGGUUUUGGAUUCAAGGGGGCAAGAAGGUUGUGUGGUUUCUAAGAACUAGGACUAGGAUUUCCUUGUGAAUUAUGCCACUAAAUACGCUGAUGAAGUCCCGGAGUUUUUGCAGAUUUGUGGCAGUUACAUUUGAUGGCAAAGAAGUAAGUUUUACUUCUGCAAUGCUCAUAAUAUAAUAGUUUAAUUUGAUGUAGAAUUUUUUUGUAUUUUUUUAUUUUUUUGCGUGCUCCUAAACAAUAAAUUGUAGUGAGUUCGUCUUUAUAUCCUUUCAUAGAUUUUUUCUAAAAAAAAAGUCAACUCUUGGUGGAUUUUUUUCUUCAUUGUCGUUUACUUAGAUAUUUUGUUGCCCUUUUCAUCACUCGCUACUUACUGUUUGAACUUCAUUUAUGUAGGAACUUAAUAAAGUGUAAAAUGAACUUGAUUCCAGGUUUGCAAAGCUCCGCAGGUCAGGUAUGCAAUCUUUUAGUCCAUGUAGUUAUAGUUAUGUAUCUUUCACAAGCAACCGAGUGAUAUGAACUGAAGCAAAGAAAACAAGGGGAUGAACUCCACUUGGUGUUCUUCGUAUCCAUGAAAAUAUGCUUAUAAUGAGUUGAUUGUGAACUCUAAUAUUCAGGUAUGAAACUGGAUCGAAGAAAACCAGAGGAUGUGCUUCCCCUAGUGUUCUUGAUAUCAAUGAAAACAGGCUAUUUUCAUAAGAAACUAUUGGGUUGAUUAAUCUCUCCCCAAAUCUUAUACAACUCAACAUUGAAGGAGUAAAUCCCAGCUAAUAUUUUCAUGUCUUCUCAACACAAAACUCACCAAAAAUACAUGUUCUACUGGACCACCAUUCUGACUCUGCAUUUGAUUGAAGAAAAGUUAGGAUUUUUUGUUGCUGAGUUUGAAAACGGAUGAAGGAUAUUUCUCUAAAGAUGGUGAUAGAAGAGCGAUGAAAAUGACGAGAGCAUUUCAUUAUUCAUGGCCCUGACUUUCUUCUGAAGAUGUGUCCAAAUAAGAUUUCAAGCAAAUGGCAUUUGUUCCAUGGUUGCAGCAGAGCUGUCGGUUCUUCAGCAAAAAUUGAUGGAAAUCAAAUGGUGGAUCAGUCAUCUGCACAGAACAUUGUAUUGCUCUAGCAAAGUUCAAUACUGUUCUGCAUAGGUCAAAUUAUCAAGUGCUUGCUAGUUCUUCCUAGAUUUGAAGUUAAUUAAACAAACACAUAAUGCUUAAGGUUAUUUGUAGGCAUCAUAUUUAUAAACAGUGGUUUUGAGACGGCAAAAACCUGAUUUAAAAACAGAAUUUUGUUUUAACUUCAAUUUUAUUUGAAACUAUAACGUUUUAGAUUAA